Messenger RNA from Penicillium verhagenii, 696 nucleotides. RefSeq names its product DNA replication protein PSF1. Gene Ontology annotation, biological process: DNA replication; DNA strand elongation involved in mitotic DNA replication. The record is from RefSeq and is a predicted model, not a curated record. Gene Ontology annotation, cellular component: GINS complex. Lineage: Eukaryota; Fungi; Ascomycota; Eurotiomycetes; Eurotiales; Aspergillaceae. The transcript has 3 exons. Bases 1 to 696 code for a protein of 231 amino acids.
AUGGAUCCCCAAGAGCGCGUCGGGCAUUUGCAACCCGACCCAGAUCGUGUCGCAACGAUGUACGGUGAACUAGGUAACAAAUUGGUCCAACAUGCAAAACGCACGCAAUCCCUCGCCCACCUUCCGCCCUACCAAGCCGAGAUCGUCCGCGCCGUAACUCGCGAAGUCCGCGAUCUCGAGCGUGAUACCGUCCGCUUGCUAGAACCAUUCGAGGGCUCUUUCAAUCCCUCCGCGGACCCAGCGACCGCAUGUACCCUGCUAGUCGACCAUCUCUGCAUGCGCCGGAACAAGCGCUGCCUCCUCGCGUACCAUCGUGUGCGUACCGAGAAACUCGAGGAGUUGUGCUGGAAGGGCGUGGAUGCAUUGGAACAGCAGCAGCCCAGUGAGGGAUCAGAGGACCGCGGACUUCCUUCGGGAGUGGGUGGACAUAGUUCGCUGAGUCCCGAGGAAGAAGAGUAUUUCCGGCAGUAUGGGGAUAUGCUGGCUGCGUAUAAAGGGCAAUGGACGGAUAUUGAUCUGACGGGAACCUUGCAGCCGCCUAAGGAUUUAUUUAUUGAUGUACGGGUGUUGAAGGAUGCGGGGGAGAUUCAGACGGAAUAUGGCGUGAUCAACUUGAUCAAGAAUAGUCAGCUUUAUGUUCGACAGGGGGAUGUUGAACGACUGAUCGCGCAAGGUUUUUUGGAGCGAUUGAGCUGA